Trifolium pratense (red clover) is the source of this 2986-nucleotide messenger RNA. Its product is annotated as receptor-like serine/threonine-protein kinase At4g25390. The coding region runs from base 764 to 2470 and encodes 568 amino acids. Gene Ontology annotation, molecular function: protein kinase activity; ATP binding. NCBI's taxonomy places the organism in Eukaryota, Viridiplantae, Streptophyta, Magnoliopsida, Fabales, Fabaceae. The transcript has a single exon. Gene Ontology annotation, biological process: protein phosphorylation. The record is from RefSeq and is a predicted model, not a curated record.
ACUUAUAAUACUCUAUUUGAUACUCUUAUUGGAGAUGUUCUAAUAUAUAUUUUUUUAAUUUCACAUAUACAUAUGGCACUAUUCAUUCAUCUUUAAGUAAAAAUUAACUUUUCAAAUUUAUUGAAUAACUAACAUAUCUAGGGCCUGUUUGGAUUAGCUUAUUUUUGAGCUUAUGCAAACAUGUAUGCAAUUUUUAUGUAUUAUAAGUUUGUCAAAGUAGUUUAGGAUAAAAUAACAUAUAAGAAUACAAUUUUCACUAGUGUGAAUUUAUAAAAUAGUAUAAAACUUAAUUUAUAUUACAUAAACUAUCUGCAUAAGCUUAAAAAUAAAUUAAUUCAAACAGACCCUAGUCUAUAUUACAAACUAAAUAUUCUUUCCGUUUCAAAAUAUAAGCAAAUAUGAGGGAAAAAAAUUUGAUGUAUUUGAUUAAAGAUUUGGACUAAAUACAUUCAGUUUUGUCGAUUAACUUUUACUUAUAUUUUGGGACGGAAGGAGUACAUCAAAAUAUUAAAUGAAUUUAAAAGAGUAUUAAUUAAGCGUGUCAACCGUUUUUAUUUUAAGUGUAAAGCGGCGCCAUUUAAAACAGGCAAUAAAAGCAAGCAAGGAGAAACCGAGUUUUGACCAACCUCCUCUCCUCUGUUUUUUCCUGAGCUGUUGUAACUUGUAAUUGCACCUUCCCCAAGUCAAACCAUCCUUCCCAUUCCAAAAUAAAUAUCAACCCACACGCUUAACAAACUUUUCUGCUUCUCCCUCCGGUGAUGCAAUGUCCACGUCACCAUCACCACGACAACCAACUCAAUCAAACAACAACCAGAGCUCCACCGUUAUCUCCGGCUGCUCUUUCAUCCUCGCACUUCUCCACUGCCUCCGCAACAAAAAACGAACAACUCCAUCUUCCGAUUCAGACUCCAACCCUCCUCACCCUUUCUCAUACUCCCUGCUCCGCCGCGCUACCCACUCAUUCUCCACUAUUCUCGGUCAUGGCGGCUUCGGUCCUGUCUACUCCGGUAUCCUCCCUUCCUCCGGUAAACCAAUCGCCGUCAAGCUAAUGAACUCUACAACCCUCGGAGGUCAAGGUGAACGUGAAUUCCACAACGAACUCUUCUUCGCUUCAAAACUUCAAUCCAACCUCCUUGUCCCUGCAAUCGGCUUCUCCUCCGAUCCAAAACGCCGUCGUUUUGUUCUCGUCUAUGAGCUUAUGCAUAACGGUAAUCUCCAUGAAGCUCUCUUUCGUCGUAAAUGCUCUGAAUUAACGCUAUGGAAAACGCGGUUUUCUAUAAUUAUUGAUAUUGCUAAAGGAAUUCGAUAUCUUCAUUCAUGCGAUCCACCGAUUAUUCAUGGUGAUAUUAAACCUAGUAAUAUUCUUCUUGAUCAUUCCUUUUCUGCUAAAAUUGCUGAUUUUGGACUUGCUAGGUUGAAAUCACUUUCCCCUUUCGAAAUCAGAAAAGAGGAAUUUGAGAGUGAUGAAACGGAAAUUGAAAGUGUUAUCACUAGUUUUGAGGAUUAUGAAACAGAUAUGGCUGGUGUUAGUGGUGGAAUCAAGAAGAGUGGGAGUGUGAAGGAUUAUGUGAUGGAUUGGAUUGGAAAAGAGGUGAAGGAAGAAAAGUUGAAGAAUGAUGAUUUGGUGGGUGGAAGUGGAAAUGGAAAGGGAGAGAAAAGUAAGAGCAAGAAAAAAUUGGAAUGGUGGGAAUCAAUGGAUGAGAGAAAGGAAAAGAGUGAUUUGAAGAAGAAGGAGAAGAGAAGACCAGCAAGGGAAUGGUGGAAGGAGGAGUAUUCUCAAGAACUUGAAAACAAGAACAAGAAGAAGAAUAAGAAAAAGGGUGAAAAAAAUGGUGAUAAUUGGUGGGAAUGGGAGAGAGAUCAUGAUGUGAAAAAAGGUAGUAGUAAAAAUCGUAGCAGAAAGGAUCGCGGUAGUGGUGAUUCAUGGUUUAGUGGUGAGUUAAGGAGAGUUAAUUGGAAUAGUUAUGAUUCAUGUAAUAGUGGAGAAAUUCACAAGAGUGGUGAAAUCACUAGUACUGCAAGUAUGAGAGGAACUGUUUUUUAUGUUGCUCCUGAGAAUGGUUAUAGUGGUAGUGAUGUAACGGAGAAGUGUGAUGUUUAUAGUUUUGGUGUGUUAUUGCUUGUUAUUGUUUCUGGGAGAAGACCUCUUCAGGUGAAUGAUGGUGGUAGUAGUGGUGGUGGUGAUAGAUUCACACAGUUUAAGCGAUCGAAUUUGGUGUCUUGGGCUAGACAUUGUGCGCGUAAUGGGAAACUACUUGAACUUGUUGAUCCUUCUGUUGAGUUGUUGUUAUUGGAUGAUAAAGAGCAGGCUCUUUUAUGCAUCAAAAUUGCAUUGCUUUGUUUGCUCAAGUCACCUAAUCGUCGUCCUUCAAUGAAAGAAGCUGCGGGAAUGCUUUGUGGGGAAUUGGAACCGCCUCAAUUGCCGUCUGAGUACUCGCAAUCUCGAUUCCAAUUCAAGAAUAAAAAAUAAUGUUCAUCAUGACAGAUAUAGAUUGUAGUUAGUUUGACUUAGUAUUAUAACUGUCAACAAGUUUGGAGGAAGUUGUGUUCUCGCCAAUUUGGUUCCUUUGCAGCUACUUGCACUAAAAAACCAACCAGUCGUAGAGGAUCCAAAUCCGUGUUUUCAAUAUCGGAGUAUAUACACUAUGGUUAGUUACAUAAGAAAUCCGGCCACGGCAGAGGAUUCAAGUUUGUGUUCUCACUAAUGGAUUAUACAAUUAUGUUUUUUCUUUUUUCUUUUUGGAGAUCAUGUAGGCUCCAUUUCUUGCACUUGUUCUUAGGAUUGAUUUUUGUGUAUAGAGAAUCAUGUUAUUUCACACUGACUUUUAGGCUUGUUUUGGAAAUUAUGGCCAAUGCUUUUAGUGUAGGGGCCAUCUUUGUAGUUCACAUAACUUUUGAUAAAGAAGAAGCUAAUUAUCCUAUCUUUUAUAUACAUUAUUGUUUUGAUAUGCAAAAAAAAAAUAAAAAAUACAUUAUUGUUUUGGGA